Molecule: messenger RNA, 1802 nt
Organism: Bufo bufo (common toad)
Lineage: Eukaryota; Metazoa; Chordata; Amphibia; Anura; Bufonidae
Product: translation initiation factor IF-2-like
Exons: 3
Coding region: 99-1670 (523 amino acids)
Source: RefSeq, a predicted model, not a curated record
GUAGUGGUGAGGCAGGUCAGCGCCUGCCAUUUUAGGAGCAGAGAGCCAGCAUCUGGCAGAGAGCCAACAUCUUCUGAACUGCAGCAUCGGAUUCAGCAAUGGCAGAAGCAGUGGAGGUGAUGCUGCGGCGCUUGAGGGAAGCGGCGGACACCAGGGGCAGCGACUGGCUGGAGCAGCAGGUGACCGCAUUGCUAGGGGGGGCGGAGGUGGGUACGUCUAGCCCUACUCCAGCAGCUACACGGCCGCGGCGGGUACGGCCGCCGGCGCGCCUGAGCCCUGAUUUACCCCCCCGGGUCCGGCGCCGUGUCAGGAGCCCCACAAGGGACCCUCCACGCCGGGAGCAUUCUAAGCCUAUUGCGGCCUCCCGGCGUGGGAGGAAUCCAUAUGUCCGGCGGGACCCUCCAGAGGCUGUGGGGCCUCCCCCUCAGCCCAUCGCGGCAGCAACAGGGGAGUCAGGACCUGGUUCUGCAGGAUCCCCUCCUGUCCCCAGGAGUCGGAGGCCUGCUCAGCGUGGGAGAGGUAGUGGCAGCAGAGGCAGCAGCGGGGCUGCGCGGUCGGCCAGGGCGGCCCGGCGCAGGCCCUUACAGGAUGAGCCCCUUUCAGUGGCACACGAGGCUGCGCCUGUAGGUGCCAGGGACGGGCGCAGGCCUUGCCAUGAUGCGCUUCUUACAGAGGAGGAGGACGAGGCUGUUCUGGACGGCUCCCCGCCCCAGAGCAGGCCUCUUGGGCAUGAAGACAGGCGUGCAGAUGCUUAUAUGGAGGACAGGGAGUUGCGCAGGCCAUUUCCUGAGGGCGGACAGUUUGCUACUGGUCCUGACACCAUGGAAGACAGAGGGCGUCCCAGAGCCAUUCCUAACGCACCCAGCAGUGAUCCGGCUGGGGUGCUGCCGGCGAACAGCGCAAGUACCCAUCAAAGGAAUGUCGUGGAUCCAGGAGUCGUCCGUCAGGAAUCAGGACCUGCGGCUGCCGGGUUCACAGCACCCGGGCAGCUAGUGGGAGCGGUUUCGCCAGCUGGCCCCGGAGGCGAGUCAGGUCGGAUUGGUGUGUCCAGAGUCGUUGUGGGAGAUCCUGGAGGUGAUGCCCCGUUAUUAGUUUGGAUCCUGGGCCAUUCGUUCGUGUUCUGGGGGGCAUUACGAGCGGAUGUUCGGCAGAAUGGGCGGCAGCUGGGGUUUGAUCGGGGGACAGCCAUAGUAAGAUGGAUCGGACGCAGAGGUAUGGUGUGGGGUAGUGUUUUGCAGGAGGUUCAUCGGCAAGCCAGGUUAGAUAGAGUCCCAGAUAUCUUGGUGUUGCAUGUUGGGGGAAAUGACCUAGGGGUCCGACCUUGCAGAGAGUUGAUCAGGGAUAUACGUUUUGAUUUUUUGCGUUUGUGGUCCCUCUUCCCGUCAGUUGUCACUGUGUGGUCGGACAUUGUCCCCAGGAAGGUCUGGAGGGAGGCGAGAUCGGUUGAAAGGCUGAAUAAGGCUAGGAUUAAGCUGAACAGGGUGAUUGGGCGGUUCUGUGCCAAACAUGGGGCGGUGGUGGUGAGGCACCCCGAGUUGGAAGCAGGAACAGGAGGCUUUUGGAGACAGGAUGGAGUCCACCUCAAUGCGGUGGGCAUUGAUUUGUGGUCACUGGACUUGCAGGGAGGUAUUGAAACAGCCCUCCGGGUGUGGCGGAACGCGCGAGCUUAAGGGCUGUCAAGCUGCGCGUUGUUGGCGGGGGGAGGUCAUAGAAGCUGGGGCUACUGGAUGGUAACGGUGAAUGAGAGGGCCUCAAUGGUGGGGCUGGACUCUCAGAGUUGGGGCACCUGGUUGGCUUGGUAU